AUGCUCCACCACAACAUCAACACCGGUCCUGGUGUUCUUCUGUCGUCAAGCAAAAUAAUAAGAUCCCGCCAAUUCCUGGAAAAGAAGAAGCCGACCUCCGGUUCUAUAGGUGGCCGAAGGAAGAAGUCUGUCGCAAAGAAACUGGUUCCGGUAAAGGGCAGAUCCGGGAGCAAAAAGGACAAACAACCAAUAGAAUUCGCGGAUCCUCCCUCUAAAACGCAAAAUGAAGACGAUUCGGCCUCCAGCUCCGAACGAACGACUUCACAUAAUACCGAAGAAAAUCUGUCCGGUAAAGAAAAAGGACCGAUAGAAGAGGAACAAUCGGCCAGUCUUGAACAUGAAAAUACCGGUGCAGACGGCCUUGGGGAGGAAGACGUUCACAAUAACAACGACCAGGAGAUGGCCGAGAAUAUAGUGCACAGAAUCAUGGAGGAAAUCGAUCUGCAGGCUCACGAGGCAUCCGAAGUAUACUGUGAGUGGUUCCGGUACCGGUGUGACAAAUUCUACAAACAAAUGCUACCGGGACUAACCGCUGGACAAAGAUUCGAAAGGUUUAUGGAGAUAGAGGAGAACGUCAUUAACCUAACAGAAGCCAAGGAUCCCAGCGUAGCCUUGGACCGACACGCAAUAGUGGAACCGUGUGCUCGGCUACAAAAGCUAGCCGAACAUAUUAGAAAACUUACAAAAAGGUAUAUUCCAGGAACACCGAAGUCUCAACUACAACUCUUGGUGUUGGAUAUACUUGCAGUAAAAAAAGGAGAGUUCAUCGACGAAGUGGUGCGGCUUGAAGCGGUGCGCGAACAACAAAAUACAACGCACUCUCCGCGUCAUGAGAAUGCUGACGGUCAAAAUCAAGGCGAUAAUGAGACAAACUCCCCUUUAGCGGAUCAGGAUAUCAACGUAACCGACGAUAGGACAGAGCCUCCUCUCACCGACAAUCUUGAAUUUGAUCAAGUCCGGGAUUCAGAACCGACCAUUACGGAAGAGAAGGUCAUCACUAUCAUGAACGAAUUUGCCAACACCGUGGUUCGACCGUGGAAGAAUAAAAUUAAGAAAGCCAAGGUUCAAGUAAUCAAGUUAGCCGAGACAACAAGGGAUGAUCUUAGCAAGGCAAACGAGCUGAUCACGUCGGUCGAAACCAACCACCAUGACGCCGAUAUUCGGUACGAAGCUCAUCUUAAGCGAACCAUAGCCUUGGAGGAAACGACUUCGAAGUUGGUGGAUGACUUCGAGUCGGUUAACCGAAGGAUAAUAGAGAUGGAACGAGUCAUAAGCCUCGAAGAAAAGAAUGCAAGCCUUGAGGAACGAAACACCAAACUUGAAGCCGAUUUCAAGGCGGUCACCGAACAGGUGGCUGAACUGAUAAAAGCCAAAAUUGCUGCUAAUAAAGCGAUUGAGGAGGCAAACGUUGAGGCGGCUAAGAAACUUCAGGAUGCGCUGGAUGAGGAGAACCGGAAAAAGAAGGAGGCACCACGGUCUGAUGCGAACUUCAACGAACGCUUACGGAUAUUAACGGCCAAAAAUCCGGAACUCGCAAAAUCCAUAGCAGCUCAAGAAGCCAAGGAUGCAGAGCGGUUCAACACUGAGAAACAAAGGUACGACGAAUAUGCAAAGGCUCACAAGAAGACCAAGGUAGCUCCCUCCUCUUCGGCUCCGGCAACACGAAAAAGAAAAGUUCCCUCACGGAAGGCUCAAGUCAUCGAAAUGUUGGGCAGAAUCACCGAGACAGUUGUUGACCCUCCACCGAACCCGGCUUUGCAAACCAAGGAUGACUUCGAAGAGGAUCUCGAGUCGCGAUCUACAAGACAGCGAGUUUUCGAAGCAGUUCCAGUCAGAACGUCUCCUCAAUUCAUCAAACCGGAGGACAGGAAAUGCAAAAGGAAGGCCUCCGGUUCUACAAGUGGCCGAAAGAAGAAGACAGCCAGUAAGAAAGCGAUUUCGGUCAAAGAAAAAUCUGGUACUAAGGGGGAUGGGCAAUCAACCGGAUCGGCUAAUCCGCGGCCAGACACCCCCAACAAUGAGAACUCAGCUUCCAGCUCUGGCCAAACCAUUUCACAACAUAUCGGAGGAGAUCAGUCCGGUAAGGGGAAAGAACCGAUAGUUGAAGAACAAUCGGUCAGUCAUGAUAAUGCUGAUGCCGGUUCGGACAGACUGCGGAAGGAAGAUGAAUCCGCGGAUGAACACACCCGAAAAACGGCCGAGGAUCUCGUCAGCAGAAUCAUGGACGAGAUACAUCAGCAGGCUCACGCGGCAUCCGACGUCUACUAUCAAUGGGUCCUGCACCGGCAUCGAAUACUCUACAAAAACAUGCUACCGGAUCUCACCGUUAGCCAAAAAUUCGAGAGAUUGGUUGAGAUAGAGGAGGAGGUCAUCAGCCUCACAAAGGCUCAAGACGUCACGACCGCCCUAGGACGAAGCAAGAUGGUCGAACCGCAUGCUCGGUUACAAGGACUCACCGAACACAUUCAACACCUCCAAGAAAAGCAUAUUCCAGGGACACCAGAUUCCUCUCUUGAGCUCCUGGUGUUAAAUUUGCUAGUGGUCAAAGAAAAGGACCUAAUCGAGGAGAUGGCACGGCUUGAAGCGGAGCCCGAGCACCAGGAAAAUUCAAACUUAUCCAGAUCCCCUCCCGAGGAUGUUGGCAGUCAGAAUCCGACCGAUAAUGAGCAAUCCUCUCCUUCACCGGAAUAA
Molecule: messenger RNA, 2691 nt
Organism: Impatiens glandulifera
Lineage: Eukaryota; Viridiplantae; Streptophyta; Magnoliopsida; Ericales; Balsaminaceae
Product: CAP-Gly domain-containing linker protein 1-like
Exons: 3
Coding region: 1-2691 (896 amino acids)
Source: RefSeq, a predicted model, not a curated record